CACGCGAACAGCGGUACGUCAAACGGCUUUUUGAUGAGUGUUGUCUAAAAGAAGUCAUGUCUGUCUAUUUACGGCUACAUAUAGUCACAUUUCGAACAGUCGAUGAAGGGAAAUGAUCGAUUGAAUCUCAUGAGUUUUAGUUGAACUUCUAAAUUACUGUUUGGCAAGAUUUUUCUAGUUUCUUCUUUCAAUCUGGACACUUGAACAAAUUGAAACGCGUUAACCAGUGGUUGAUUUAUUGUUUAAAAUGAAAUUUUCUUUUGGUUAUUCAGCAACAAGAUGCUCGGACAGCAUCCUCUCGAUUUUUAAAUUAAGUUUUUCAGCUCAAACACAAAUUGACGUUGUUUUAAAUUUCAAAUUUUAAAUUUAACUUAAAUUUAACUUCCCCUAUACAAUGCCAACAAACUAGCUGAACUAAAAGUUACAAACUUGACUUCAAAGUUUCUAUUGAGAGUAGCAAUUCUUUUUCUUUCAGUUAUUCUUGAAUGCGGAAGUUAAAGUUGUUGAGGCUCUUCAAGAUAUCUUAUCCCUUUCGUGAACGGUGGGAUUACAUAACGUUUGUUUCAGUUUUCAAGCCAGGUGUCUGGAGAUAAACAAGAUAUGGAAAAAUAGAAGCCACAUCUUCUCUUUCACUCAAAAGAGUUAUACCAAUCGCUAAUAGCGACUCACUAACAUUUAUUCGGAGUUAAACAACUGACAGACCACACGUGCUCUCGGACACCAGAAACUUAAAGUCGAUCUGUUAUUACAUGUUGCAAAUUUUGUGUUACAAAAUCCAACGUGAUUAGAAUGACAACAACGAUGACAUCAAAACCGUAUUUAUUAUUUAUUGAUUGCAAUGUGUUUACAUCUGUCAUUCAGUUCAGAACUCACAAUACUACGGCGUUUAAAUGGGUUUCAACGAUCAAUGAUUCCAAAAGUUGUCAAGAAAGACUUUGCAAAAGCUUAGCUUUCGCACCUUUUCGCCGAUGUUAUUGACCAAAUGCAAUGAUGACAGACACACUUUCCCUUGAGCUUGCCAAUAGGACUGAGGCCUUAGUUUGGACUGAAACAGUUUUGUUUGCUGUAACCAAUUUUGUGGCUGUCCUCGGAAAUCUUUUCACUUUUAACGCCGUGUACAGAAAGCGCAGGCUGCGAACAAUUCCCAACAUGUUCGUGAUAGCACUGGCUGUGAGUGAUUUACUGAUGUGUACCUGGUGUAUGCCUUUUACAGUUGACACUCUGUUCUACGGCCGGUGGAUGUUUGGCGAAAGAUUUUGUCUCUUCCAAGGUUUUGCAGCACUGACUUUUGGAAGUGUCGCCAUGGUUACCAUGAGUGUGAUUGCGGUCAACCGAUUCUUCUGCGUUGUAAAACCACAAAGGUAUCUCUUUUUGUUUAAGAAGCAAAGAGUGUUCAUAUACAUGGUCAUUGUUUGGAGGGUGUCUCUCGCUGGAUCUCUGUCCCCGUUUUUCUUUGAGGGCAAAAACAGCUUCAAAUUUCAGCCUGGAAAAGCAAUGUGUUUGUAUGCGUUUGAAAGUAACAUGGCUUACACUGUAACAACCGAAUGUCUUUACAUCGCAACACCCUUAACAAUCAUCACAGUCUGCUAUGUCAAAGUGUUCCGUGCAGUUUCAAGAUCAAAUCGCGUUUUUUCUUCAGACUGUAACCCCUGUGAACUCCGUGCGAAUGUGGAAGAAGCGAAAGUGACGAAAACUUUAGUAGCAGUUCUGUUUGGCUUCGCAUGUUGUUGGCUUCCUAUCUCUGUCAUGGACAACGUGGACGCCGGGCGCGGAGAACCCACUAUACCACGACAGGCUUACCUGACGUACGCGUUCUUGGUCUAUCUGAGUAGCACCAUCAACCCCUUCAUUUAUGGCAUCAUGAAUAGACAGUUCAGGCGAGAGUACAAGAUCCUCUUGCGCAAGAUUACUUACUUUCGGCGCCAAAAUAGCAGCAACAACAACAGCAGCCACAGCACUGAGUGAGCUGCUUGAAUUGUUUUCAUCUUCCCCAAUCUUAAAGAGUUUCACAAGCAUCCCAACAAAAUGAGACCGAUAAGUGACCUUGCAAGUUCAAUGUUAAAGCCGAAGAUUUUCCCUCUCUGAAGUCUAGCUCUCAAGGCAAUUUUUUUAUUUUAUGUAGUUGCAAAACUCGUAGUAACAAAGGAAAAGUCAUAAUUACAUUUACGUUUUCUUCGCGACAUUGUGUUUCCUCGUUGCAAUUUCUUUCAGAGCAAAGCCGAUUCAGAUCAAAAGAGACCGUCUUUAACGACAAAGAGUGUUAUCAAAAAUAAACAAACUUCUUAUACAACGAAAGACAAGUAGACGAUCGUUAUUUUAAUGAGGGCGAUUCUAUCUUACAUGUACAUUAAUUUCAACAUUAAAACUAUAUUUGAAGCUCAAUUUCAAAUUGUUUUUGUCUGUGAUCUUUGCGUUUUUCUCAUUUAUUUCCAACCAUUCCCAUUUUCACUUACUCAAAAAUUUAUUUUGUUACAAUUAGUAGAAGUGAGUGGUUAUAAAAACUGACAACAAAGACGAAAACAGCGGUGCCGCAGUGUGGCACAGGAAUUCAUCGACUGAGCACAAACAUAUGAAAUAUUGUGCACACAGUGUGACUGAAAAAAUGAGUGGAAAGUUUCUAUUGGUCAGCUUGUUUAGCAUGCGUGGAAAAUUAUUAAAUUUCGUAUGCGAUCAAGAUUAAAAAAAGCUUAACUUAAUUGUAUUUUAUUUUGAUCGGCAUAUAAGACCGCGGAAGUCAAGUGUCAGUGAAAUUUGAUGUUUGCACCAACUCACGUUUCUGCUUGCUGCUUAAAAAGUUAACUCAAAACUGUAGCGGAUGUUGCCUAAACAUCUUGUUUCUAAAUAUUCACGCGAAAAAGUCACCUCAACAUCCUAGAUGGUUCUGUCAUGUAAUCACAAAUAAGGUUUGUUAGGAGGAAGUAACUCUAUGUUGAAAUGUUGAGCAUUUGAAUGAAUAUUGAGCAGGUUUCGGUACGGUGAUUUCUUACUUAAAACAACAAUUGCUCCUAAAAGUGGAUAAUGAUGAUGGAGACCACAUGGAAACUCAAAUAGUCUUUCCCUGAGCCGCGAU
Stylophora pistillata is the source of this 3070-nucleotide messenger RNA. Its product is annotated as melatonin receptor type 1C. Gene Ontology annotation, molecular function: G protein-coupled receptor activity. The record is from RefSeq and is a predicted model, not a curated record. NCBI's taxonomy places the organism in Eukaryota, Metazoa, Cnidaria, Anthozoa, Scleractinia, Pocilloporidae. Gene Ontology annotation, biological process: G protein-coupled receptor signaling pathway. Gene Ontology annotation, cellular component: membrane.